GUGAAACAAAGCAGUUUGCAAGCAGCCGGACCUGCUAGGAGGGAAGGAAGAACUUCAGAGGGGGCGGCAGCGGCAGCAGGGGGGAGAGAGAAAGGACUUGUCGAGCGCACGGCGGCGAACCGCGCGGUUUCUUCUGCUUUUCUUGGUUUCUGCUCCCCAUCGUGCCGUUUCGUUGGUUUUGUUUGAGAGAAGACGGGGGGAAGGGCUAAGGACACCUCAAUGAAGGAAAGAAGAGCCAGCCAGAAAUUAUCCAGCAAAUCGAUCAUGGAUCCUAAUCAAAACGUGAAGUGCAAGAUAGUCGUGGUUGGGGAUACCCAGUGCGGGAAGACGGCUCUGCUGCACGUCUUUGCCAAGGACUGCUUCCCGGAGGUACGUGUGGACCCGCUUGUCUGAGUUCUUGGAAUUUAGCGCUACGUGGUUCUUUUACGAAGUGGAGCGCUGUGAUUUCUUUUUGGUUAAAGUUAACUUUCAGCGCUAUCUGUUAAAUCUGUGGGAAGCCAGUUUAAAGCGGGUGAGACCGUUUUCACAGAAGAGAUCCCAGGAUGCUUAACCCCCCCCCCCUCACAGGAAUCACACAAAAAAAUAAAAAUUAAAGACGACCUCUCUCUCUCGUGCCCUAUUGUGAGCCACGCGUGGAAUGCGGGAUAGAACUCGAACGUUCUUUCUGCGUUCGAAUUAGAGACCCAUUCACUGAGGCAGUGCCGGUUCAAGCCUCGCGCCCAGUGGUGGUAGAGGGAAGCGCUUAGAUCUGUCCGUAUUUUAUAGGUCGUGGGUUUCAGCGUCGCGCUGGAAUUCACGAGCCCAUCCCGCUGGUGUAAGUUGCCUAUUUUCAAACGCUUUGUUGGUUUUCAGUGAAAACGGUCCAAUCCCUCAGUAGUUAGGAAAUGGUUAAACGAUUAAGAAGGGUGAGGGGCCAAUUUAGGCUGAAAUCUCUGUGGUCUCUCCUCUCUCCCCCCCCCCCACUGAAUUUACAGGAAAGAUGUGUUUGAUACGCGGUGCAAACUUUCAAGAGAUGGUAAUCUGCUAUUUGUGUUUUCUCCCUUUCCUUGCCCAGAACUACGUCCCCACCGUGUUUGAGAAUUACACGGCCAGUUUUGAAAUAGACACACAAAGGAUAGAACUCAGUCUCUGGGAUACUUCUGGUAAGGGAUUUUCUUGCUCGCAGGAAUGCCUGUUCUGUUUCCAUGCCAUUCUGGUGACUCACAUUGGUUUGUAUAUAAUUACAAGCCAUUGCUGUAGCCUCUGUUGUUAACACCCUGCAGAUGAUGUAACUACUUGCCUUUUAGUUUUUUUUCAUUUUACUUUAAUGGACUUUAAUGCAACCUGACUCCUUUCCCUCCCUGCCCCCUCUUUUUAAUUGCAACUAUUUCUGCAUUGUGGUGAGACUGAGACAAUUGUAUUUACCUAACUCCGCUUCCCUAACUCCCCUUCCCGGCUUGACUCUGUAAAGGUUCUUGGGAUAAUUAACUGAACAGAUGGGAGAGGGUUAUUAUGGCCUAUCAUGAGCCUUUCAUUUUAAUAUUUGUCGCCGCUGCUGCGAAAACCAGCAUGUGUUCUCCUUUUGGUAAUAUGUGAUUAUACAGAAACAAGGAGCUUAGCAGCUACACAAAUGCCUAAGUGUGAGAGGAUGUUUUCCUUGCUGAGCCGUGUCCUCACUCUUCCUCAGGAUCUGCUUCUAAGUGUUCCAAAUAUCCCCCCAAAAAACCAUGCAUAGGAAGCCUUCAACUGAGCAUAAUGAGAAGUAAAGUUACUCAUUGGAAGUGUUUGGCUGUAAAACCAGCAGGGGGUGAGAAAGCUUCUGAAGACAUGGAAGUUAAGGGAGUGAGAAAGAAAAACUGGAGUUUGGUAGUGGUUGUGAUGUUCAUUGAUUAUGUUGCCUGUUUGUAGGUACAGUAGGUAUAGGAGACUAGCAGCAGAUGAAGCGUCUUAAUACCAUUAAUGGUAUCUUAAUACCAUUGGUUGAUUUCUCAGUAUUGUCUGCAUCAGUGUUUCCCAAACUCUGGUCUCCAGCUGCUUUUGGACUACAAUUCUCAUCUUCCCUGAGCACUGGUCUUGCUAGCUAGGGAUGAUGGUUUUCCAGCUGUUUUGGAUUACAGCUCUCAAGUUUGGGAAACACUGGUCUACAUUGACUAACAGGAGCUCCUGGGGGUUGCAGGCAAGAGUCCUUCCUGGCAACACCAAGGAUUGAACCUGGAACCUUCUGCCUGCAAAGGCUGUCCUCUGUUGCUCAGCUGUGGCACUUUGUUUCCCAAGUCUUGUUUGAUUAAAGAAAGCAGUGUUCUUCUACUAUUACUCCAGUACCAUGCUAUCCACCUCCUUUCCAAAUUGAUGGCUGGCCACGUAGUUCAAGACAUUAUUGCCUUUCCUUUAAGAGUCACAGCCACGGUCUUGUAGAACCUUGAUUUGGGGGAAACUGAAGAAAAAGUACAACUUGCUUGGAUCAGCUAAGAAAUCCAGUUUUGAGGGACAGAUGGUUAUUUUCUUCUAUUGCAGUUGUGGCCAAGUUUCAUAAUCUUGGGAACCACUCCAGACAGUAGUCUAGAGCGGUUUUCCCUAGCCUCGGGUACCCAGAUAUUGUUGCACAGCAAUUCUCAUCAUCCCUGACCACUGGGCCAUGCUGCCUUCUGCUGACUGGAGCUGUGGUCCAAGGCUGGGAAAAACUAGUAUAGAGGCUGGCUCCAUAAUAAUAAAGUUAGUCCCAUUUAGUAGCAUGAGCCUCCUUUGUGGAGAAUAACAUUUAAGCAUGGCAUUACAUGGAACAGGGUCACCAACAUGGUACGCUUCACACAUUGCUGGACUCUAACUCCUGCCAUUGCCGGCCAGCAUGGCCAGUGGUCAGGGAUGAUGAAUCCAGCAGAAUCCACAGGUCACCUUGUUGGCUGCUCCUGACAUAGAGCAUCCAAAAGGGAGCUUUUUGCACCUUUUUACAACUUGGAAAGGUUCUAGGUAGGGUCACUAAGAUUAUAAUGGCCUUGGAGCCAUAUCUAGGAUGCCAGUUGGCCUUCCCUGUUCCAGAGGAUGCUAGUUCUGGGCUGUGCUUGGUUUAUGGUGGAAAUGAGUGUAUGGGAGUCAUCGUAGCCAGUAUCUUCUGAAGUUAAGAUGGGGAACAUGUGGUCCUCCAGAUGUUGCUGGACUACAGUUCCAUCAUUGCUGGUUGUUGGCCAUGCUGGCUGGAGCUGGUGUUGGUUGGAGUCAGUCCAGUAACAUCUGGAAGGCUGCACUUUCCCCAUCUGUUCUCUAAAGACUUUUUUGGGGGGAGGACUUGGAGCAUAUAGUAGGUUCCUCCAAAUAGUGCGCUCUCUCUCUUAAGGACAUAAUUUCCCAUUCUUGUGCUGGUUUAUAUGAAUGUGUUAAGUUUUUGGGUUUUUUUUUAAAGUUCCUGCAGAGAUAAUCCAUUGGCUGAGAUGAGGGCUAUAAAGCACUGUGCUUAAUGGGGGAGAGUUAAAAUCAUCUUUGUUCGCUGGCGUUUAUGACAGAUUAAAGAACACUCUGUGGCAGAGUGCAAGAGGGCGACCAAGGAGAGGGAGACAAAGGAAUGUACAGGGUGCUGAGAGCAGCUAGCAAGGGAAUGUGAGCGCUGUCUCUUGUCACUAAGUGCAGGAAGGGAGCAGACCACCCAACGUAGAAGCCAUCCAUCCCAGAGCAGAGAAGCAAAAUGGAGCUGGAGAAGAUACCCCCCCCACACACACUUUUUACAGUAGAAUGAAAAGCACAGUUGAAUUACUUAAUGGCUUUUGCAGUAACUUCAAGAAGUGGGCAAGAUUUAUUUUAUUUUACUUGCCUGCCAGUAGCAAGAGCCUAAGCACAAAAUCUGCUUGUGGCACACAAAGGGCUGUCCUGUGAGGAAGGCACGUCGAAGGCGAUAAAAGGCUGAAGUGGCAAGACUCUGCUUGUCUUGUAAAUCUGGCAACACUUGUACAGCUCUUUUGAAGAAACCACAGCUAAGCUCUUUCUGCCUUAGCAGCCUUAACACGAACAUUACUGCUGUUGGCAUCACUGGAAUGCAUGCUUCCAGAUGUGGAUGACAGCUGUGAAGGCUGGCAGUUCUGGUUCUUUUUCAUUUUCUCUCUCUCCUACAGGGGAAUGCUUGCUGCCUUUUUCACUCUUCUGUGAUAAAGCCAAAUUAAAUUCCUCUCUUUCCCCCCCCUGCCUCCCAUUGCCUUAGUAGGAGAAUGAACAUGAAAUGAAGAGGGAGCAGCAAAGGAAUUAAAAGGGGGAGGGGGAAUUUAUCGCAUCUGCAAGACUUUAUUUCUUAAAUAUAUUUGUUUGUGCAUGAGGACUGACAUUAAUCUAUGCUUUUUGUAUCUUGCAUAAUGGUCAGAAAGUAAAGUCCCAUUGAACUCAAUGAGACUUACUCUAUGUGAAUAUGUAUGGGAUUAGACUGCCAUUGACAUUUGCUUGCUCAUUCCUUCAGAAGUUUGCCACUGGGACUUACUCAAAGUGGAUUCUUCUGCCUAUUCCAAACUUAGUUAUUUAUUUACAUUUAUAUUCCACUUUUCCAACAAGGGUUGGUUCUAUCUCUCUAUUUUAUCCUUACAGCAACCCUGUGAGGAAGGUUAGAUGGACUGACAUUGACUAACCCAACAUCACCCAAAUGGAUGAGUGGAGAUUUGAACCCUAGUUUCCCUGGCCCUAGUCUAACACACUACCCACCACACCAUACUGGCUCUGGGAUUCUUUCUUCCUGGGCUUAACAUGGACCAAGGCAUAGCCUCACAUUCUAGACAGGAUAUGAACAUUGAUUCAAAGAGGCCUUCAAUAUAUUAGUUUGGUAUUUUACAGGCACUUCUUAAUGAUCUGUGAUUCAACGUAUUGGUUAUUUAUCAAAAUACAGAUUUGGACACCUAGUUAUCUGGGCCUCAGAUCUUAUGAUCUGCCAUCUCUGAGUUUGUUUCCUGGUUGUACAUUGUUUAGAUAAGAUCAGCUGUAACUGAGUUGAAAUUAUUACUGUAUGACAGUUUCUUAACCCUUUUUAAAAGACAGGUCUUAUUAGUCUAAGUCAAGAUCUGGGCUUGGCCUCAACAGUCCUCAUUUUCCAGUAUGGUGUCAUAGCUUAAGUAGGUCAGAUCUGCAACAGCUGAGUUGGUUGCAGAGGUUAAUGAUGAGCAAUAUAGUGUGAUAUUUUCCUAUCAAAGACAACUGGGGACAACUGUACUGGAAGUGCAAAAUAGGGUAAAACAACUAAGCUAUUCUAGAUGGUCUGUCUGGGAGGAUUUGCAUUAUUUAAAGUUUUGGCAGCACUCUUGCAAUGCUUUUAUAGAGCAAUGGGACAAAAUAAGAUAAUUUAAACACAUGAAAGAUAAUAUUGGAAAUCCUACAGUUUUGUGACUACAGAAUGUCUCUACUGUAGAAUAACCACACACACAAAUAAUGACCCACAUUUAAUGAUACCACUUAGGAAAUACUAUUUUUUUUUUAGAUGCUAGUUUAAUUUGAUAGUGGUAUUCCCAAGACAUUUCCAUAUGAGUUUAUUAGUCUCCAGUGUUAACCCUAUUAAACAAGUAUAUCUCCUUUAAAUCAUCACCUGUCUUGCAUGAACAUUUCUGAAUGUUUAGUGUUUCCCAUUAACUGAAGUUAAUUGCUGUUUGACUUUAAAUGCAUCCAUUUGGAGAAGUAAUUCUGGUCUUACUGUAACUGAGGUCAACAGCAAAGAUCCAGAAAUUAGUAAACAAAGACAAAAAUCUCUUUAGGCUUUGCCCUAAACACUUGAAUGGCAAUCCAUAGACUCCUUCCUCCAGAGCAGCCUUUCUCAACUUUGGGUCUCUAGAUGUUGUUGGACUACAACUCCCAUCAUUUCCUAGCCAGCAUCCUAGUCAUGGAUGAUGGGACUUGUACUUCAAGAACAUCUGGGGGUUCGAGAUGGAGAGACGCUGCUCUAGAGAGUCAACCCUGUGGAAGCUGUGAUAUCAUUCUGGGUCUAUCCCAGCUAAAAUAGACAGGCGUCACUGACGCUGCAAGUUGCAAUAAGUUGAAUGGUUUGCUCUAGCCUUCGUCAACCUGGUGCCCUUCAGAUCCUUUGGGAGUUAGUCUAAGGCUGGUUUACAGCAUGGUGACCACAUUUUUAACAAGAAUGCCACGCAUUCUGAGAGUAUGCUACUCUAUAGUAUGUUUGCACUCCCCAGCAGUUUGUUUAACUUCUAGUUUAUCAAGCUGGGGAGCAGGCAGUGUAUGAAAGUCUGGUAGAAAUGCAAGCACACAUCUCUUUGCCAUAGCCAGGCCUAGGGUCCUUUCUGCAAUAGGGUCCAUGUUUGUGUCACACUCUUGCUGCCUGUGCCCUUGUGGCACAGAUGGAUCACUUAUGAUAUACAAAACGAUACCUACAAAAUCUAAGAAUGACUUUGCAAGAUGUUUUCAUUCUGCACCCCUGAAAUAUCUUGACUUUUCCUGGGGAGGGUAUACUGGUAUUAAAUCUUUAGAUGGAUAAAUAUUUGAGCAUUGCACAUUAAAGCAAUUGGACUGGUUAUGUAUCUGAUUUCCACCCUUUCCCCCCUUCACAGCAGCUGUGGAAUAAUUUGCAGAAAAUCAUAUAUAAUUCUGUAGUCUUAUUAUAUGGCAUGCAGCAGCAGUAAAUGAGCUCAUUUUUUUAACAAGAUCAUUUCAGAAUAAUAUUUGGCUACUCGUAGCUUCUUCAGGUCCUGUCUAAUGGAAUCCAUAAAGACAAUUUACCUGUGUCUGGCUUCUGCUGAAUAUCCUAUCAAAGCUGAAACACAUAUUUUAUCUUCCCUCAUUAAAAUUUGACUCUCUUACAUAACUCAAAUUUCAUGGGUGCAUCAUAAAACUGUGAAGCAGUUGCAGCCAUCUUGUGGGCUUAACUAUAUAUCCCAAAUACUUCAUGAAUUGCAGAAUAUCAAGGAAACCUGAAAAUGUGGACUUGGGAUGGACGUUCUCAACAAGAGUAUCAAAGAGUGGCACAGAUUCCCAGUGAGUUGAGCUUGCUGUGGUUCUGAGGCUCACUGUGUGUCUUUCACUCUAUAUAGAUCAGACAAAAGUGUCUGAUCCCCUGAAGAGUUCUGUAUAAGUUCCAGAAUGUUGGUGUACCUCAUAAAGAGGGUGCUUAUUAUUGACAAAUGAAUUAAACCCUGAAUUGCAUUCUUCCUCUUGUAGCCUUUAGUAACUGGUUACUCAGUUACCCUGAAUCCAGUAUUCCUUAGCUGGAAAUUACUAGGAUCUAACUUUAAAACUUUCAUGGAGUCAGUUGUUGGAAUGUGAGAAGCCUUACUUAAGAGAUGGGUAGCCUGUGGUCCUCCAGAUUUUUUUAGGUUCCAGCUCCCAACAUCCCUGAUUAUGGGCCAUGUUGGCUGGGGCUGAUGAACAAUGGAGUCCAACAACCUUUGGAGGGUAACAGAUUCCCCAUCCCUGCCUUACUUUGUAAAACAAAUACCUUCUACUUAGGGAGAGCGACUUCCAAGCACUUUGAAUUUAACUUGCAAACUUCAGAGAUGAACAUGCAAACUGAUAACUUGGUCAGCUUAGGACAUUGGUAUGGGACAUGCUGAGGCAGUCUUUCACCCCGGGGUCAUGGGCAGAUAUCUGACACGAAGAUCAACCACAAGUUACUGCUGGCUGUCAGUAAGUCUGAUCUGACAUUAGUCUGUAACAAAUGGUAGUGGCAGACUUUUCUACUGUUCUAAGUGAUAGUGUGAUAUUUCAACCUCUCUCAUCAUCAAAAUCAUUGCCGUAAUCAACCCAAAGCCUGCAUGAGGGGGAAAACACCAAGGAAUCCUUGGAGUUGUAGUUUGUGGAUCCUAAAAAGUGUUAGAGAUUAUUAGUCCCCACAUAGAACAACAGUUUACAGAGCCCUGGCAGAUGGGGAAUUUAUUGUUAGCAAACAAGAAGUCUGUACUUUGAACAGAGAUCACAUCAGACAUGAUGCAAUAGAAUUACUCAGUGAAAAGCCACAUAAACUUAAGCCAAAACUUUAGGUUAUGCUGAGUCGGCAUGUCCUUUUGAGCCUGGUAUCGCCACCAACUUACCAAGCAGUGUGGACAAUCUUUACUUCCAAAGCUCCAUUUUGACAGGAGAUCUUGUACCUCCUUUGUGGUCCUUGGCUUCCUUUUGGCAACUUUCAUGCAAGGUGUAAUGGCAGAGUUUUGCUCAUCUCCUAUCUUGUUAUGGGAUUAUAAACUGCAUUUUUUGAGUGUUUAGCUGCUUUAAAUGUCCACAUGGAGUCAGGCAAAUAUAUACUUUUACACAAGUGGCACAGGCUUACUUUGAAGCAUACUUUUAGAGUCAAAAUCCUAUCAUGGCAUUCCUGUUGCUCUUGUGAGCUUCCUAUUGACAUCUGAUUGGUCAUUGUGAAGACAGAAUGCUGGACUAGGUAGGACUUUGUUCUGAACCAGCGGGACUGUUACCAUGUUCUUAUGAAACUAUACUCACAGUUCCUGCAAAUUUAGAGGUGGCUAGAAAUCAGCCUUCCCUAACCUGGUGUCCUCCAAUGUUUUGGAUUCCCAAUUCCCAGGGAUGGUAUGGGUUGUAGUCGCAACAACAUCUGGAGGGCACCAGGUUGCAGAAGGAUGAAAAAGGUAUGCGUGUGUGGUAUACAUUUCACAAAAUCUGGAUCUGAAGCUUUGUUGGAGUCACAGUGAUUUUGUCAAUCUGCUCAUUUUCUUUAGUUGAGCAUGGUUUCGCAUUUUCUGAGACCAUCUUGGAGAAAGAUUGAACAGAGUAUGCUAUUGAGCUGCCUUGAAAAGGGUCUGUUUAGACUUGACAUGCAUUCCCAAGAUUCCUCAGGCUCUGAGGAUUUUGUUCUGGUAAGGAGAUUGGAAUGAUGAAAUGCCCUAUUGAAUUCUAUCUCUCGGCUUUUGUUCUGAGUGGCUGUCUUCUUUGGGCAUUGAUAAAGGAUCCCACUAUUGCUUGUUUGAAAGAAGAGAGAAAACACAUUUCUUGUGAAGCAUCUGAAUUCUGCACACUCUCAAAGGAUGCACUUAAAGCCUCCCAUUCAUUCCCUUGCAUUCUUUCCCAGAGAAGAAUGGCAGCUUGUCUCAUUUAUGUGAAAGCUUCAUAUACUUGUCUUAGCAUGCUGCAUUGUAAUAACAGGAAAUUUUUGUCCAUAGUAAGUGUAAUCACAGAUCCAACUGGUAUAAGUGCAUGCCAUACGUAUGCAUGUACAUAUAUGGUGCGAUAGACCUCUUGAGGAGUGGUGACUGAGCACUUAGGUAUGUGUCUAAGGAAUUUUUUUUCCUGGGUGAGGCUCUUCACUCUUCUCUUGAGCAAGCAACGUCUCUGUCCAAAUUUUAAUGAUCCUUAAAAGCAAAUGCCUUAUCCUGCCCAUACCUGUUUCAGAAUAUUCUGAUGAGAAAGGAGGGUGGCAACUAUGCCUAGAGCUAAGUGAUAGCUGUGGGUGGAAAUUGCAAUGUGAUCUACACCUGCCUAACACUCUGAAAUUAGUAGAGGUCAUCUAGCACAUGGAAUGCUGCACCAGGGGCCAAUCUGGUGCGGUAGAUGGAGCACUAGAGCUGGAGGAAUUGCUUUAAAAUCUCUGCUUGCCAUGAAAUUCUUUGGUUGACUUUAAGAGAUGCAUAAGAACAGGAAUUUGGGGACCUGUGGCCCUGCAGAUGUGGUUGGACUAUAGGUCAUCUUCACUCUGGGCCAUUGGCCAUGAUGGCUGGGACUGAUGGGAAUUGGAGUCUAACCACAACUGGAGAGCCACAGAUUCCCAACACCAUAUAUGUGGGAACAUAAGCUGCAUCAGACCAAGAUCCAUCAGGUCUUUGGGAAGCUCACAACCCAAAGACAAAAGCUUGUAGUCUGUCCUCACCCCUGUAUCUGGAAUUGAGGAGUGCAUGGAGGUUUCAGUUAGUUACUUAUUAAGCCAUUGAUAGUGAAUCAGGUGACAGGAAAUAGCACCUCCAGCCUGAAAAAUCAGAUAGCUAGUGCCAGUCAGAGUAACCAAUGCCUGGCUAGACAGACAAAUUAUCUCAUGUCCUCAUGGAUAAUGUCCACUUCCCUUUUCCCAAUAGUAGCCUCAUCGGUAGUAAUCCUCAUGGGGGUUUGUAAUGAUUAAGAACUCAAAAAAUAAAAUAAAAUUAGCUUUCAUAGACAGGUGUGGGCAGAUGGACUUCUGCAUGUUUUUCAAGAAUACCUUACAACAGGGGUAGCCAACACAGUGCUUUUCAGACAUGGUUGAACUACAACCUCCAUCCUCUCACCCCAUUGGCCUUGCUGAUGGGAAUUGGAGUCAAAUAACGUCAGGCUGCUGCCUCCGCAAUACAGCUGUCACUUGGCAGUACUGCCCCAGUAAUAAAAUGGACCCAGGCCCAUUAGUUCCCUGAGAAAGUAUGCCUUUACCAGUGUUGUCCAAACUGCAGCCUGACAAAUGUUGGCUCUUGGGACCCAGCCCAAAGGUUAAUGGCUGCUUGCAGAACCGAUAAGAGAGGCUGUUUCACCCAUUGCCCGUGCCUGCUUAGACAAGGCACAUGAAAUCAGAUAUUGUGCUAGGAAAAAGGAAAUCUCCACUUCCUGCAGAGGUUUAAAUAGCCUGUUGCACGUUUAACUCUUGUGCUGAGAGAUGAGCAUUACGAUAGGUUUCUGAUGCACUGAAGCUAUCAGUAGCAAUACACAGGCAUGUGAUUCGAGGCUGUGGAGAAUCUGGAGGAAACUUUCAGACUGAGCAGACCACCUUCUGUUUGCCAAGGCUUCAGCCCAUAUGUUCCUGUUUGCUUCAAAAGCAGCAUUCCUCAAAUUCUUUCCUUGUGGUCUUUAGCUGCCCAGCUGGUCUGUUUUUUGAGACGAGUUCCUUUUGCUGUUUACCUUACUACACCCUGAAACAGCAGGAGCUUCUUUUGCCAGGAGGAGGAACCUGCACACAAGCGUCUUCCUAAUACGAUUGCAGUGCUGUUUCUGUACAGCCCUUGAAAGCACUGUUUUCAUUUCAUCCAUUUAAAUCUUGGAGAUUUUGAAUACAACCAGCUUCCCCAACUCCAGUGGGUGAACCUGACCUAACACACCUAAUGUGUUUCCAAUAAUCCUGUACAUAAAUAGUAAACUCCCUUCUCCCAAGUGUGGAUUCUUGUGCAACCAAAAUGGGCAGCACCUCACAGGAUUGGCAGGUUAUGGGGAAUUCCAAAGUUGGGAGAAGUACAAAAAAAGUGUGUGGGAACCCCCAAUAAUAGUCCAGUGAGGACAGAGCAUGCUCAGUGGUUGUGGAACAGUGACUUUUCAGAGGAAAAAACUGGUGGUGGUGCAGGAAUGGAAUCUUCUUCUUCUUUGGCGAUCACUUAUAGCCGAGUAAGAUUCUUCAAUUCGAGUGCUCGUAGGCCAGUGUGUCCCAGUUGUCGGUGUUUAUACUAUAUUUUAUAAGAUUUGCUUUGGGAGAGUCUUUGAACCUCUUUUGUUGACCACCAGCAUCCGCACAACAUGACCCGUCCAAUGAAGUUGAUGUUGAAGAAUCAUUGCUUCAACACUGGUGAUCUUUGCUUCUUCCAGUACACUGGCAUUAGUUCACCUGCCUUCCCAGGUGAUGUGUAAUAGCGCAUCCUAGAAGAUGACAUGGUUGGCAGGAGCAUUUUACGCGGUUGCAGGUCCCACCUGAAAUGUUGAUAAGUUUGAAUUCUGUUCCUCUGGAUUCCUGGGAGAGAGCUCUUGGUCAUUUAAAAUAAUCCAUAGAGUUCCUUAAGAGAUGGCCUGUUUCAGCAAGCUCUUUUGCCUUGCCAGAAGCUGCCAAAAAGGCAGUGGCGCUCAAGGAGAUGCUGAAUGUAAAUACCAAAAGAGAAAUCCCCUCUAAUUAGCUGUUACAGGUUCUAGCAGUUCAUUAAACUGUGAGAGCCUCAAAGAUCUAAUUGAUAUUUGGUGCGGAUGAAGUUCCUGAUGUAAUAUAUUCAGAGGCUAUUAAUAAUUACAUAUAAAUGUAUUUUGCCAGACACCAUGGGACCUAUGUGGGCUGUGGCUGUGCGUAACAGUGAUGACUUAUUUAUACUGAGUCUCCGCAAUGUUUGACACACCAAGCUGAAUGUGGCCCUGAUAUCAGUGGUUGCUGGUCAAGAUUCUUCUCUGCAAGUGAAUUAUAAGUUGCCGGGAAGCAGCCGCAGGACCUUGUGGGCUUCCCAGAGGCAUCUGCUUGGACACUGUGGGAAACAGGAUAUUGAAUGAGAUGGACCACUGGCUUGAUCCAGAAGAGGUCAUCCUGGGAUUAAAGGGAUCGUGACCCUUUAAGUUCCAGGCAGGCAGCACAAAUAGGAGGCUUAUUAAGCCAUGGUGACCGCAGUGUAUGGUUGACUUGUUGAGUCAGAGGCUGUGCAAACCUGUCUGUGCACUCCUGCAACUAUGCAAACAGCUCAAGGCAGGGAAAGGCAUUUUUUCCUCAGGAGGGACCAAUCUCCAGGUGUGUUGCCUUGUGUUGUUGCCUAGAUGCAGGUAGUUAACCCUUGACAAGAUCUACCAAUUAUGCGGGUACCAGUGUGGCUCUUCAUAGCAAAGGCAACUACUGCUUUUCCUUGCAUACAUCUUUUCCUUUUGCUGAAGGUGAUAGAUUACUGGUCUGUCUUACUAUUGAAAGUGGUUGUAUAAACACUAGCAUUUUGCAGGAAGCACAUCUGCCCUGACUUGGAAUGAACCUAAUCACAUGUGCAGGUCCAACCCCCAAGCAGAUUCUGAAAGGUUCUGGGAUAACAACUGGGCCUAACUUACAUCUGUAGCUACUGAUACAAAAAUUAGGCAUGAUGUUGCAUUGCCAUAGUCCUUCUAAAUCAGUUGUGGGAAAGAUUUCACCCUCUAGAUGUUGCUGAACUACACCUCCCAUUGGCACCAGCAUGCAUGGCCAAUAACCAGGGAUGAUGGGAGCUGCAGUUUAGCAAAAUCUGGUGGGCCAAAGGUCAUCCACACCUGUUCUAAAUGGAAUAAGAAAGCACUGUUUAAAAAAGAGAUUUUACUAGGUGACCUUGGCUCAAAGUUAGGAGACUGAGGAUCCUUAUUUUCUAGCCAUAUUAUGCAUUAAUAAUCCAGGCUCAUCAGAAGAGAUUCAGAUUGUUUUGACCUUUGAAUGGAAGCUCAGAACUGCAUCUGUGUAACUCAUUCCUUUUUUUUUUAAUGAUAUUUAUUAAGCAUUUUAAAGUUACAAAAAAAACAAAGAAACAAAGAAGGAAAAAAACAAAGGAAAAGCAAACAGCAGUCAAACCAUACAAAUCAAUAAAAAAAAAACAAAGACAAAACACAUCAAAAUCCAAAAAACAAAAGUAAACCACAAACAAUUAAAAACAGAUCCAAUAUUCCCAAAUCCUUAACUGUCAUUGCCUUAUUUCAUCGACCUCCUCAACCCUCCCUUUUUUGUAUUCCAGUUAUUAAUUAUAACAGCAAAUCCUUCCCAUUUUUCAUAAUAUUCUGUCAUUAAAUUACCUUAAUCUAUUUUAACCUUAUCUUACUUUAAAAGACCCUAAAACUUAAAACUUAAAUCUUAUUUAUACCAAUUUCUCAUAACCAUAACAUAUUCUUGCAUAGUUCUUUUUAACAUUUCUGCUAAAGCCAAAUAGUUUCAUUCCAACAUUUUUCUAAUACUCAUUAAUUUUACAAAACAAUCCUAAAUAGAAAUUUUUUAAAAAACCUUCUUCCAAUCUUCCUCCAACGUCUCUUCCUCCUGGUCCUGGGUUUUGUCUGUCCUUUCUGUCUCAUCCAUUUAGUUCAUUAACCUGGUAAUCUUAUGUCCGAGGCCCUUAAGUCUCUUCCGUGUCCCUUCUGCAGAUCUUCUUCAUAUUUAUACCUGUACUUUACUUUGUCUCCUGGUCCUUUCACUCGUGGAGACUCCAACUUGACAGUAUUUUUGUCCCUUCUCAACAGAUCAGCCCCUUUUCCAUAAUCCACACUGAACUCCAUGUGGUAUUUAAAAGCAUGUUUCAAAGUCCCUCCAAAGUUGGGGACCCCCACAACCCCAAACUCCUCACAGCCCAUUGCCAGACUUGGAAAUUCAAGACAUCCCUGCAUAGGGGGGUCUAUCCAGCCCCCCCAUCUCCAAGCCCAACAAAACUCUAUCUCUCCAAAUCUGGCUUUUUCCAAGUUCAUUUGUCAAAUCCAACAACUCAUGUUCCUGCUGGGCCACAGCUCCGUCCAUCUCUGCCACCCGAGGUCCAACAACGAUCUCCUCCCUCAUCUGAUCUGUCAGAGCACACUCCUGAGUUGAUUCCUGGGUGGGUUCUAUAUAGAUACCCACUACCUGUCCAAAAUUUCUAAUCGCCACCGUCAUCAAAUCCGUCUUCUCAUGUAACUGUUCCAAUAAAGCACUUGUCUUACAGAAAGCACGCACCAGAGCCUCUGAAUACAUUGUUAUGCAAGGUCAGAAGUCUGUUCCCACGAUCUUAAUCUGUUUGCAGCUGCGAAGCUCCCCAGUUCAAGUUUAAUAACAGUUUCACAAGCUCCCUCUAGGGGAAGAACUUCUAUUUGUAUCAAUCUCUUUUCUUUUUUUUUUUAACAGCAGAUCUAACAACAAAGUUUCCUUUUUCAGAUAUUUUGUCAGUAUUUGUUCCUUUAAAAUGCGAAAGAGAACAAUGGAAUCACUAUGUUUCUCUUCUUUUAACUAUCUGUCAAAAACAUUUGUCUAUAGUCAAUGAACUUCCUAAAAACAUCUGUCCUGACAUCCCGCUCCCAGGUUCAAGACGGUGGAAAAUUACUUUUCUUUACACUCUCUCCUGCAAGUUUAAACCAUCCGGAAAAAAUCCCCCCUCUUCUCCUGCUUCCGAAGGGGGUUCAGUAGUUUUAGAUGAUGAAAGUUGAUCCUUUACAAACAAUUUUCUGAACUCUAGUUUGCCAUGUCUUUGCUUUAAUCUAUCUACAAGAAACGGAAGGCUGACUUCCUGUUUAGACCUUCCCACUUCAGUGCCAAAUUAAGAAGAAUUUCUAAUCCAAUUUUCCCUUCUACUCACAGAUCAUUGUUUAAAGUCCAAUUGUCCAAGUUUGAUCUGCUCACGGGUAGUUGUUUUUGUAACCAAAUUGUCCCAGGAAAAAGGUAGCACUCUCCGGCAACGGCUGUGCGGCUUCGCUCCACGGAAGAAGCAGUUGACUCUCAGCACCGCGCCACUAACCCCUCUUCGCUCCGGAGCCCGUAGUUGGGUUCCUUUACGGAUUGGGGGGGCGCAAAAGGUGCCCGCCGAGUCUCAUGGUCACAGGCUUCCUCCGCCUGUGAUUUUUUGAAGGGUCCCCGCUUCGCCGUAGCGGAACAGAUCCGUUUUCAGUGGAGCCAGUCCCUCCGGAUCAGAGGGAGUCCGCCAUUACCGAUGGCGCCACCCCGGAAGUCUGUGUAACUCAUUCCUAAGUAGCAGCUCAACAUGUGCAUCCAUCACUGAUGCACGGAUUGGCCAGAAGGAAGCCUUACAUCAGUGUGGGAAAGGCCUGCGUGGUCAUGGUUUGACAAGCAUGGUGAUCUGCUAUACCAAGCUUUAUGGUAGCCACCACAUAUAUGGUGCCGAUUUGUUUGAAGCUGACCUAAAUUAACAAUAACCUACUGAGGAUAUGGAGCACUCUUGUUUCUGGCAGGUGGUGAGAUCUUGAAAAAGUGAGGUGAGGAAGCAAAGGGAAAUAUAGCAGAGGCAUGGAUGGAACACUUAGGGUGCGUCAUUUAACUGUGUAUACAUAAUGUUUCUUUUCCGCCCAUAACAUGAUCUCACUUAUUUCAACAGGGUCUCCUUACUAUGAUAACGUCCGCCCACUUUCCUACCCAGAUUCCGAUGCCGUCUUAAUUUGUUUUGACAUAAGCCGUCCAGAAACACUUGACAGUGUGUUGAAAAAGGUAAGUGAUGGAAAAUAACUCUAAAUGUAUGUGCAGAGCUAGGAUAUGUCACUGCUGCCAUCUGUAUAUAUGAUCUUGAAGUGUAAAAGCCAGGCUGAUUAUUGCCGCACUCCCAAGUAUUAUGCAAACCAACUGAGAAGCUAAAAAAUAUUAGUCCAUUACUCCCCCAGGUUUCAGGUGUGUUGGCCCAGGCAAGUGUUGAUCAUGGGGUAAAGGUGGCUUUCACUUCGAAAUCCUUCUCUAAGGUUUAGAUUCAAAUCCUAUAGCCUGCUGUACUGAGGGGGAUUCGGGCUCUAGUACCUUGGGAAGGAACUCUUAGCUCAGUGGGGCAGCAUGUGAUUUCCUUGAAGAAGGUCUCUUGAUUCAAUCCCUAAUUAUAGACUUUUGGCAGGAGUGGAGAAACUGCAGCCUUGCACAUGUUGUUGAAUUUUAGCACUCAUCCUCCCUGACAGUUGGCCAUCCUGGCCAGGGCUGAUGAGAUUUGGAGCCCAAUUACAUCUUGAUGGCUUAUAGGUUUCCCAUCCCUGACACACAGUUAUAUGAACUCCCUGGCCAAUGGCAUUUGGAUAGGUACUGCAAUAAGAGUAGACAAUAUAUAGGGCCAGAAUGGGGAACCAGUGACCUUCCAGAUGGAUUCCUAAUGCCCAUCAUUUCCAGCCGGCAUGGCCAACAGUUACGUAUGAUAGGAGUUAUAAUCUACAGUAUCUACAGGUCCACAGGUUCCCCAUCCCUGAUAAGUAGUUAGAUGGAAUCCAAUCAGUUUACUUUGCAGCUUCAUAGUUGAAUGUAUAUUGACAGGAUGCACAAUUAUUGGCAUACUGUUUUGAUCAAUAUAAUUAGUAUUCAUGCACUUAGCAAGUGAAAAGAGCCAAUAUCCGCAUGAUCCUUGUUCAGCCAUACAAGGAGAAGAUUUCUGGUCCAGACCUUAAUUCCUAAAGUCAGACUAGAGGCCAAUUCUUCUUUGGUGUGCCACAGUAUGAAGACUGACUCUGCCCAUUGAAUUGAAUUGUUCAGUAGUGAUGAGUGCGCCAAUCCUUGCUGAUUUUGAUUUAAUUAGGAGGAUAUCCACCAGAAGCUCAAAAGUAAUAUAUAUAUACUUCCUCUGGGAUAGUAUGUUUCUCAAUACCACUUGGUGGGAAUUGCAGGUGGGCAAAGUGUUGUUGCACUUAGGUCCUGCUUGCAUUCUUCCCAUAGGCAUCUGGUUGGCCACUAUAAGAACAGGAUGCUGGACUAGCUGGGUCUUUCAUCUGAUCCAGAAGAGCUCUUCGUAGGUUCUUAGUGGAUGACCAAGAGGUCAUGUGCAUAAAUGGAAGAGUGCCAUGUGUGGAUGAGGCUCAAGUUAGAUUGCUGUCAGGAAGAAUCUUCAACAGCCCUGGAUUCUGUCAGACAUGGGCACUAUUUCCUGGGUUUCUGGAGAAAAUGGCUGCCAUAAUCUUUACUGUUUGCAUGAACAAAGUCCUUGGGAUCAGCUGGUGCUACCUUGCCUUGGCAAGUUUUGGGGAAGGGAAGGGGUUAAAUAAUCCUCUUCUCCAAUAGUGAGAGCUCUUAAUUCCCUUUCCACAUUUUACUUCCUGCCACUGGUUCAGAGAGGUUAAAACAAACAUUACUCAUGCCCUGCUUACUGUUGUCAUGGCCAACAUCAACAAAACUUUGGAAUUGAGUUUGUCUGUGUGGAAGGCCUAAUAUGACCUACAGAGGUGUAGCCCAGUAGACUCAGGAAAGGUGAGAAAAGUUCAGAUUCUACGCUAACAGUUUGACUUGUGGAGCAAUAUAAGCAAGUCCCUAGAACUCAGCUUUAGUUACUUUCUAUGUCGCAAGUGUAUUGCAGUGAUUAACUGCUGCGGAAUACAACAAACAAUAGUGCUAUUGUUGAUUUUAUGUUGGGGUGCAUCACUGACCCUCAACCUCUCUCAAGGCUCCAAAUGCAUUAAUAACUUCAGCCUGCAACAAGAAGCACAUUUGACCUGUAGAUUCUCACCGUAUGCUUCUGUCGCAUCAGUCUUUCCCAUAUCUUUCCAUAAGGUGUUUGUGGCAGAGUUAGGGUGGAUCAUGACCCAGUUGUGAGCUGGAGACAGUGGUGUAUGCAGAGGGUGCAAUUAAGCAAAGUAAGCUGUCGCUAAGUCCCAGUGAAUUCAUUGGGACUUAAAUAUAAGUAGCCCUUUGCAAAUAUUUUCUGUGCAGCUGGGAAACCUGGAAAAUGUGGGAUUGCACAGAGCUCUUUAUCAUGUAAAUGAUAUGUGCAAAGACCUUCCUCAGCUUGGUGUCCUGUAGAUGUUUUGAUCUAUGAAACUCAUUUCCCCCAGCUAGUAAGGCCAGUGGAUUAUGGGUGGGAUACAGAGCUUCAGCUGGAGGUCAGAAAUGGUAGUCUACAGACAUAGUCUCGUCCCCUCACUCCAUGCAUUGAAGUGCAGAUGACUUGAGUGAACAUUAAUUCAGUUUUCAAUGGUUUGUCCAUGAUUGUCUAUUUUGCUGAGUUGCAUUCAUUUUUAUGCCCUGCAAUGUACUUGAAUGCUAGAAUUCCUGUUCAUGUGACCCUCUGGGAAUUGUGAUGUUUUUACAUGCUAGUCCUCUGCACCUGGGGGAAGAAUGUAGAUGACAUUGUAUUCAAGGUUUAAGCUUCACAUUUUAACUUCCCUGCAGUAUGGACUAUAUACCAUCUGUGUGUAUGACAUAGGUUAAGACCAUAUUUUUGAUCUAAUUAUAUGCUUCUCCUUUGUUGUAAGACCUGCUUGUAACUUGGCAUUUGGGCAGCUGUUUAAACUUGCUUUGAGAAAACUCCCUUGAUUAUAUCUAUUCAGUCAGUUGAGUGAAUGAGUCAUAGGGAGGGAAAACGUAAUGUAUGCUGUGGCAGCUGGCCUAUCUGUAGGCAGGUAGGGAUGGAUGUCCUCAUUUUUAAAAUAAUAUUUCAUUCCUGGUUUUCAUAAUACAAGAAAUAAACAAUAAACAUUUUUUUAAAAACCCAAACAGAAGUAUACAUAAGCUCAGAUGAAGUACAUUUUUUAAAACUGAAUAAUUGCAUCAAAAAGUUGGGAGAAUUGCAGAUUUUGAAGGAUUGCUGUACUGGUGCAUUUCAAAUUAGUUCACUUUAAAAUGUGAACCAAACAAUUCCUCCCCCAUCUAUCCUAUCAGCAGGGAGUGCAACACCAAAUGUUUCCUUCUAGUACUUCACUGUAGUACAGCUGACAACUGAAGCAUGAUUCUUUAAAGCAUCUCAUUGCAUUAGAUGGCCACCUCAGUGUUUCUUAUGGCAGCAGGAUACUAACACUGUACUAUUUUCACAGUGGAAAGGUGAAAUCCAGGAGUUUUGUCCCAACACCAAGAUGCUUCUGGUUGGCUGCAAGUCUGACCUGCGCACAGAUGUUAGUACACUAGUAGAGCUGUCCAAUCACAGGCAAACACCAGUAUCUUAUGAUCAGGUAAGUGCCAUGUCGUGUUUUGCUUGUUAAUGAAUGAUGCACACUUCUGACUUGAUUCAUUCAAAUCCUCCUUGGGGCACAGUGCUGCAAAGAGUGUUGGUUAUAUUACACCACUUUUCAUCACUGCUGGUGAUCAGCAGUUGGGAUCUGUACUUUUCUUAUAUCAGAUGCUGUAUGCUACUGACUUAAGGGGUUGCAGGUCACUGGUAGAGCCUAUGUUUCUUAAGCAAACAGUUCAGUCAUUAGCAUCUCCAGCUAAGGCUGGGAAGGGCAUCUCUCUAAAACCCUGCUAAGCCACUGCCAGUCAGUUCAGACCAUUCUACCUGGCAUCCUGCAGAUGCUUAUCCACAUGUCUUGGACCAUAACUCCCAUCAUUCCUGCCCAUUGGCCAUUCUGGCUGGGGCUGAUGGGAGUUGUAGUCUAAGAUUUCUGGAGGACACCAUGUUGGCACAGCCCAGUGUGGACGAUACUGCGCUAGAUAGAUCAGUGGUCUAAGUCAGUUUAAGGCAUCUUUCAAUGUUCCUGUGACUCAGUCAAGAUGAGGAAAGUGGGUGCCGAGUAGUGCUAGUGUUGUUGCAUAGUCCCACUUCAUACUUGGCAUUGCAUCAGGCUGAUGAAGAAAGUGCCUCUCCUCAUUAGUGGGGAGUCCAUAAUUCUCCCCAGUAAGGAAAUAGGGAGCACUAGACACAGCAUACCCUGCAGUUUAUGCUCCAUCCACAUUUGUCUGUAUUCUGCUCCUCUUCCCCCCAUUUCCUAUGUUGUUCAAUCUGGAUAACUAAGCCGACCAUAGGUCCACGUGGCUUUAAUGUGUUCUGCACUCUCUCUCUCUCUGGAGAGGAAGAGUGCAACCUUUGUUUCCUUUUGUAUUGGUAAGCAAUAAAACAGAACUGCUCCUUUUCUUUGAAAAGAACCGCUGCGAGUGUGUAUACCUCUUCAAACUUGAAACUGGACAUUUAUGUAAAAGUAAUUGCAUGCCUUCCUCUCACCAAGGGAUUAUGACAUGAAAACUACAUAGUAUUUUGUAAAGCUCCAUAAACAUCAGUCCUGUGUAAGACCAACAAUCUGCCCACUUCUAAGGCACACUUAACUGGAAGAAAAUUCCAUUGAAAUUGGUGAGGUUUACUUCAAAGUAAAUUUGGCUGGAUUCCUUUGGGCUUCAGUGUCCCAUUUCUUCACAGUGUCCCUGUUUUUGAUAGAUUUGUCUAAUUGUAUAGAAUGUUAUGGGCUCCCCCCUUUUCUUUUUUACAUCUCACAAGGAUUGUGCACUUUAAUGUCAAGUGACAACUGGACCCAACUGGGUUGGGACUGCUGAUUGUCUUAGAUCUGUCAGCAGCCUUUGAUAUGGUUGAUCAUGAUCUUCUGGACCACCGCCUCGCCGAUGUGGGGAUACAGGGCACAGCCCAACAAUGGCUGUGCUCUUUUAUCUCUGGUCGGGCACAGAGGGUGGCGCUAGGGAGGGAGAUGUUGUUCAUGCUUGUUGAAGCUGUUGGGUUUUGGAGUCCAACUGCAUUAGAGCACCACAGAAUAGGCCAUCCCUAGAAUAGGGACAAGAAAGACCACAGUGUCUUUCUCUUUUGGGUGGUGGCUUCCAAGUAAUAGUCAUGAUUCAAGGCUUUUCUGGUACGUUCCAUCGCUGCAGACGUUGGCCUCCAAGGGCUGCAUUUUUGUAGAUUAUAAAUAAUGUUUUUCUGUAAUAUAUGAAGCAGGAUUACUCCUCCAUUCUCCUCUUCAGUGGUUUCCAACAAAAUGUUUUUGACUUUACUCACUGGGAAUUAAUUGACUAGUACAAUCCAAAACCCUCUGAUUGCCACUUCAGUCAUUAGCAGACAGGCUGUUUAAUUAAUGUUGACUGAGUCUCCUAUCCCCAUUUUUCCCCUCCCUCCCCUCCAUUAAAAAGUUUGCACAAGGCUGUGUGUCUGAGGAUUGCUCCUGUCCCCAAAAUUCCAACUGCUUCUCUGAACAGCCAGUAGCCUAUGGUUUCUGGAAGUCUUCCAAAUCAUCUCAGUUUGACAGGAUGUAGUACAGUGACAAAGUACACGAGGCAUUUCCUAAUGUCAGUGGCAAACCUUUUGUUUGUACAGCCUCAAUCUUUAGACAGUCCAAGUUCUAGUUAAGCGGCGUUUUCCCCAAAACUCUGGUGCUACACAGGAAAUCCCUGUAGCAUUUUGUUUUUCUCUUAUCUUUGAAAGAGCUUGUAUCUAGAACUGCAGUGGGUGACUUCCUUAUCUAUGCUUUAAAAGCUUUUGGUAAUUUUGUGCGGUGGUAAAUAGCAAGGUGGGACUAGAAUGCUUGAUUUGUAUGGUAAACAGGGUUCCCCUCCCCCAAGUUUAAUCCUAUUGAUUUAGAAAAAGAGUUGAACGUUUUGACUGACAAAUAACUUUUCCCUUGAUGCACCUGCACCAUGUUCUCUAGGCACACACUUUAAUUCUAGCCAUGUUUAUCUGGAAGUCAGCCCUAUUGAUUUCAAGGUCAAACUAUUCUGUAUGCUUGCCUCUGGCAUAAAACUGGCCCUGCUUAGAGAUGGAACAGAUGCCAUCUGAUGUUUGAAACCCUGCAGCUAGCAUAGACUUCUAGUUUCUGAAGGGCUCCAGUCUGUUGCUUUAAGGGAGCUUAGAGACUGAAUUCAGUGGGGUCACCUGACGCCAUAUGGCUGGAUUUUUCUCUUCUGCAACUAGGUGGGGGUUUCUUAAAGUCAACUACUGUAGGUCAGAAUCUGAACACAUUAAACUAUUCAACCUGUGUUUGGGGGGGGAUGGCAGACACCCAAACCUAAAACUCUACUUUAUCUACUGCAUAAGCAGUGGUUUGAACCACAACAGAUAAGGCAAAGUAGCCUCCUUGGCAAGGGAAGUCCUUGCAAACUCCUUAACCCACUGAAGGUCAAAGUGCCACAAAGAUCUGGUCUGUGUAAGGAGUUGUUGCUGGUCUUGCAUUCCCACACAUACUAUCUCUGCUAGAGGGAAUUAUUGUCCUCAUCUCUGGAAAUUUCCAGAGGUGUGAAUGACCUUGCAUGAGAUCUGCUGGUGGGGCGGGUUAGCAGGAACACCAGCCUAGGAUUGCUAAUGGCCACAAAAACACAACACCAGACCAUUGACCUAAAUUUAUGAAUUGCUGUGGCUAGAGAACCCUGACAUCCAUGUGGGUUAGGGCUUGUGGGAAUUGGAGCCCAACAACAUCUGAAGGGCUCCAUGUUGGCUACCUCUGCUUGGCCCUACAUGCCCUUUCAGGUCAGAAAAAAAGGGUAAAUAGAUCAGAUAUAUUUUUGCGGCUAUGCUUGUACUCCUCAGUUCCUUCCUUGUAAGGCUACUUUGUAAGCUGGGGUUGAGGGUGCUUAAAUUGAAGAUGCUCUUGGUCUCCAUGUCCAAUGCAGAAAGUCUUUAAAACUGGUGUGCCCAAUAAUCUGCAAGUUCUAGGUUGCUUUCUGUAUUUAUAAGGACAGUGGAUUCUCCUCCUUAUUUGCCUGAUGUGUUGCCUUUUGUUUCCUCAAAGCAUUAUCUCUAAAACAGCAUCCCAGAGUAAUGAUUAUAUGGCUUGUCUUAGUUCUCUCUGGAUUUCUGCUGAUGCCUGUAAUCUAAUCUAUUCUCCUCUACCUCCACAGGGUGCAAACAUGGCCAAGCAGAUUGGAGCAGCCACAUACAUUGAAUGUUCAGCCUUGCAGUCAGAAAACAGCGUAAGGGACAUUUUCCAUGUUGCUACCUUGGCCUGUGUGAACAAAACAAAUAAAAAUGUUAAGCGGAACAAGUCUCAGAGGGCAACUAAACGAAUUUCACACAUGCCAGGCCGGCCGGAACUUUCUACAGUCACCACAGAUCUGCGAAAGGACAAAGCGAAGAGCUGCACAGUGAUGUGAAGGAUUUUGUUUCCUUAAAUGGAGGUAGCAAGGACAAUUGUGUUUGGGUGGGAUAGGUGAAGACUCAACGAGAAGUGCCCAGUGAAAAUGGUCUCUUGUAAGGGCAUGCCAGUGAUAAAAGGCGAUGAUUCACCUUCCGUAGGCAAGAAACUGUACUUGGGGAGCUGGUAUGUAGAGGAAGCAGUGGGAAGAGAUGGAUUCUGAAGGGAUGUCAAUGUUACUUGGAUGAAAUACCAAAUACGAAGGAAACUAUGUGAAUGUGCUAAAGAAGUGAAAGGAUUGGUAGCACCUGAAGAAAUGAUGUCCUGGAGGAUACUUAUUUUUAGAUCUAUUUUUUGAAUACUGACUUUGAUUUUGAUUACAAUCUAAAACGUUGCUUAAAAAAAAAGAAAAGUCAAGAUAUUCCUAUUCCCUUCAUUGUGAAGCUUGCCCCUUUGAGACUGUUUGGUUUCCCUCCCCCACCAAAAAAGAGAGAAUAUGAUUGCUUUUCCUCUUGGUUUAUGUUAAAGAAAUAGGAAAUAUAGGUCAUCCAGAGGAAAACACUUUGUUAAAAGAGGCUUUAAAAUCUUUUUUUUCCCCCGAGGCAACUAGAGAAGGAAGAAAUUAAAGAAAUCAGUAAUAAAAUAGCCUUCAUAAGCUUCUAAUUAUAUGGAAUGAAGCUGAAGAAAUAUCUGUUAAGAGUACGGUAGUUCUCAAACACAGAAUCUUCCUCUUCUCCAUUGUGACUGUAAUGAGAAAUUUGAUAAUGGCCUGAAAGUCAAUUUUUUGAAUGGCUUCUUCAUAAGGCAGUUGUAUACUGUAUGGACGUCCUGUUGCAAGAUCUAAACAAAUGGUGCUACGAUUUAGUUAUAAAAAGGUCCUUAAUUAGAAAGGAAUUUUAGUCUUACUGCCCUCCUAAGCUGCUCCUUGGGUGCGAAGGAGGCCAAACCCAGCACUGUGUAAGGAAAUAAGUGCUGUUCUGCUCUAUGACUUUUCUACAAUUCUAUACUGGGUGUUUUUGUUUUUUGUUUCUCUUUUUUUGUUUCGUUUUUUAAGUUAGCACAUGAGCCAACAUACCCAAUUAUCUCUUAUUAUGAUGCAUCUCUAAAAUGGCUGCAUAUGGAUGACUGUCUCUUAUUACACGUUUCUGUUUACUUGUAAUGAGCACUCUAAGGAAAUAGGGGGAGGAGGAACCUGAAGAACAGCGGAGCCUUUAAGGGGUCCCAAGUGGAAACUGGAUAUUGCAUUAAUCCUAAAGGUCUAAUGCAAGCAUAUCCAGACAGUGAUCAUUAAACAUUACUUGUGUGACCCAGAUUCUGUCAAAUUCCUUUUCACUGACUGAUGACUAUUGUUACAUCCACUAAGCCAAUCUUGAAAAUAGUUUGCAGAUGUUGUUAUGCUUCAGCAGACACAGCAGAACUCUGUCGAGGGUGUCUCUAGGACUUGUUGAAUGCAAGCAUUUUUCUCAAAUGCUUCAUUUUUGAAGUAUUAUUUCCACAAAAAUUCCAGAUAUAUUGCCACCAUGAUAUGCUUUGGAUUGAUGCAAUGGUAUGCUUAAGGCAGUAUUAAAAAAAAAGCAAAAAAGCUGGCAAGUGCUUUCUGUAUUUAAGUAUUGUAAAAAGAAAAAUAAGUUAACUGUUUCAGCAAGACACCCCUCACUUUUUAACAUAUGUCCGUCACUUUGUAUGUUUGGUUAUUGUUUCUGCAGUAUUUAUUUUUUUCUUUUAAAUAAAAAAAUGUUUAGUCGUUGGUAAAAUCUCUACUUGUGUGCUGUUCUGUAUUGUCCACUGAUCGCUUGCAUACCUUAGGCUGUAAUAUAGACCAGCCUGAGGAUAAGCCUCUCUGAACAUGGUGGGACUACUGAGUAAACAUGCUUCUACUUGUAAACAUACUCAGGACCUGUGCUAUUUGUCUAGAAAACAUGGUGCCGGAACCACUGUAAUGGCAAUGGUGCCCACGUGAGAGGUGCCAGAACUCCGUUCCGGCGAGUUCCCGCUGAAAAAAGCCCUGCUCAAGACAUUAGUUUAAAUCAAUUUCAAUUAGCACCCACAUCCAGGUUUUGGGAAGGCUCUUGCCGAUAUAUCAUUAGCUAUGAUAAAAUGUACAAAGUGCUGAAAUAAAUGCCACCUCUUUACUAUUCC
Molecule: messenger RNA, 25095 nt
Organism: Podarcis lilfordi (Lilford's wall lizard)
Lineage: Eukaryota; Metazoa; Chordata; Lepidosauria; Squamata; Lacertidae
Source: the annotation of a GenBank genome assembly